AUGGCUGCUAGUAGUCAACAUGUUCUUGAUCUGAAUGAGCAGUAUGCUCAGAUCAGUUUGGAUGAUGAGGAAGAGGGGAUUCUCAUUGGAGGAGAGGAGGAAGGAGAGGAGUUUGCUUUUGAUGAUCGGUGGUGUUUGGUGGGAAAGUUUCUCACGGGUAGGACACUGGAUUUUGAUCCAAUGAGGCAUAUAAUGGCUUCGUUGUGGCAACCGGGAAAGGGUGUGUAUAUCAGAGAAUUGGAUACCAAUAGAUAUCUUUUUCAAUUCUAUCAUGAAUUGGAUGUUCAAUCGGUCGUGGAUGGGAGCCCCUGGACGUUUAACAAAUGUCCUCUUGUUUUCCAUCGUUUGAGGAAGGGAGAGGACCCGAAGGUAGUGCAUUUACACAAAAUGGAUUUUUGGGUUCAGCUUCACGAUCUAAAGUCUGGUUUUAUGUUAGAGAGGGUGGUCAAGAGUGCUGGUGAAUAUAUUGGUGGAUAUGCCAAGUCUGACCCAAAGAACUUCAAUGGAAUAUGGAGAGAUUAUCUCCAGGUGAGAGCAACCAUUGAUGUUAAUAAACCAUUAAAACAGAGAAUGAAGCUUUGCAAGGAAAAUGGCGCAGAUGAAAAAAAAAAGAAUUACUUGAUCGGAGCACAGUGGUUACAGACGAGGAAUGAGGCUAGCGGAGCUGUCGGGGGAGGUGGUGUUUCACGAGCUUCUGGUGCCGGAUGUGAAGCGUCUUACUCGCCUAAAAUUAUGGAAGUUGAUCGUCAUGAUGAUGAAGACAAUCACGAUCCCAUGAUUUUAGGAAAGAAUCAAGAUGAUGUCAUUAAAGAUGGAGGAGUGGAUCAUGGACAGGAUAUUGGGGAGGGUCAAAGCCAAAUCAAAGGAGGUAAUGUAGCUGAUUUAAAUGAGGAUGAUUUGCUUCUUAUCAUUGAUCAUAAGAGAAGACGUAUGGGGAAAGAAAAGGUGGCAAUCAGUGGGGAUAAGGCUCAAUCAAAGGUGGAUAAUGAAGUGGAUUGUUAUGUUGAUGUUGCUGGAUCAAAAAACGGAUCACAGGUGGGCCUUGGUUCUCAGGCCCACCCAUCAUUAUGA
This is a messenger RNA of Cannabis sativa, 1071 nucleotides long. RefSeq lists its product as uncharacterized. Bases 1 to 1071 code for a protein of 356 amino acids. The transcript has 2 exons. NCBI's taxonomy places the organism in Eukaryota, Viridiplantae, Streptophyta, Magnoliopsida, Rosales, Cannabaceae. The record is from RefSeq and is a predicted model, not a curated record.